AUGAGUUUGGUGAUUAGAAAUCUGCAAAGUGUGAUCCCCAUUAGGAAAGUGCCACUUCGCAGGAAUGUGGAGAUUAUAAGGAGCAUUUUAAGAGUGGAGAAAUUUGACCUGGGGAUCAUCUUUCUUGACAACAAGAAUAUUCAGCAUAUUAAUGGGGUCUAUAUAAAGAAAAACAUCCCAACUGAUGUGCUUUUGUUUCCAUUUCAUGAUAAUCUGAAAGCAGGUGAAAUUCCUCAGCCUGGUUUUCCAAGUGACUAUAACCUGGGAGACAUUUUCUUAGGUGUGGAAUAUGUCUUCCAGCAGUGCAAAGAAAAGGAAGAUUACUAUAGCGUUCUGACUGUGACAGCCACUCAUGGACUCUGUCAUCUCUUGAGGUUCACACACAACUCAGAAACAGAGUGGCAGAAUAUGUACCUUCAGGAGAAGCAGGUACUGGAGGAGCUAAGCCGGUGCACGGGGGCCCAGCUGCUGCCCCUCAGCAGGGGCCUCUUCUGA
Octodon degus (degu) is the source of this 495-nucleotide messenger RNA. RefSeq names its product endoribonuclease YbeY-like. Gene Ontology annotation, molecular function: metalloendopeptidase activity. The record is from RefSeq and is a predicted model, not a curated record. Lineage: Eukaryota; Metazoa; Chordata; Mammalia; Rodentia; Octodontidae. The transcript has a single exon. Bases 1 to 495 code for a protein of 164 amino acids. Gene Ontology annotation, biological process: rRNA processing.